This is a messenger RNA of Prorocentrum cordatum, 369 nucleotides long. Lineage: Eukaryota; Dinophyceae; Prorocentrales; Prorocentraceae. The record is from the annotation of a GenBank genome assembly.
GGAUCAUGAAGAAGAAGAGCGGCGCGUCGAUGGUGCGCGUGCGUCAGUACAACAAGCGAUACUUUACCAUCGAUUUCGACGCGCGCGUCUUCUUCUAUGCGCACAGCGCUACCACCAAGAAGGUGAAUGCGGUGGUCCCGUUCGCCGACAUCGCCGACGUAAGCAGACCCGAGGCGAACGUGGACCCCCAGGAGUCGGCGCGCCUCUCGGAAACGAGCUCGCAGACCAGCAGGACUAGCCGAGUGUCCCUCAUCCGGCGGCUGAGCUCCUCCAAGCUCUUGCUCGGAAAGGGCGACGAGGAGAAGGAGAACAAGGGCCAGCAGUCGCUGACCGUCAGCCUCCGGUCCUCCAGAUCCAUGGAGCUUACGU